Dentiscutata erythropus is the source of this 122-nucleotide messenger RNA. NCBI's taxonomy places the organism in Eukaryota, Fungi, Glomeromycota, Glomeromycetes, Diversisporales, Gigasporaceae. The record is from the annotation of a GenBank genome assembly.
CGGAAAAUGCUGCGGAUAACCCUAAUGGACUUUACGCUAAUCCAGAUAAUUUUCAAAAUGCUUAUGGUGUGACUGGCCAGAAAAUUCUGAUUGCGGGGCCCAACAACAAUAAUGGCAAUUAG